AUGCUUCUGCAAUAUUCCCUCAUCGUUUUACUUUCAUCCAUCACCUCGUGUUUUGGCCAAAGUGGCACACCCACCGAAACAGGUGUCGGUGAGCUCGGUAUUCUGGCUAUUAUACCCACUGCGACCGGUCAAAUUGGUAUCAAUCCAGUUGAUAUCCCUGAUCCAGAAAGCUUUUCCGCACCAAUCGGCGUCGACACCCAAUAUCUUACAGAGACAGUGGCCGAUGGCAAAACAAGCACAAAAUGGAUUGGAGUUGGUGCCGACUUCGGUAUUGCAACAAUCACCACGGCAGGCGCAGAUGGACUGCCCCAAGAAACAACCAUACCUAAAGGUUUUAACGUGGUUGUCAAUGCUGAAGGAAAAGUUGAGAUUACGCUGAGCCAACUCAUCAAAGAUCAGCUCGCCGAAAUUGCACCUCUGGUACCAACUUGCCCUUCAACAGUACGACGAGACUGGGAUCCCAAGAGCCAUCGACACGUUGAGAAACGGGCCGCCGAUAUUGACUGUAUUCAGAAGCGGACUGUCAUGUUCACUAACGAAUUCCGAAAACGAGCCUUUAUGGUCCCCCAGAUGAUGAACCUCAACGAGGACAUAGCCAUAGCCUCGGGGAAUGAUGCCUUCCAACUGAGCCGAAUCAACCGGAUGAUGGCGUUUACGCCCGAGGGAGUUGUCAGCAGCGCUCUUGCAGGCUCCGAGGCCUCACUCGACUCAUUCCUGGUCGCUGUCGAGUCCGCAGCGUCGGGUGUCAUGGCUUCAUUCGCCUUCUUUAUUGGCGCUGUCGACAUCCUUGAAGAUCUGUGGAAACUCAAGGCAGACCCUCAGCCCAUGCCCUUCUUCAAAAGUAAAACUGACACAGAGGAAGAAUCCUGCCCAAAGUUGAAGCUCGCUUGUGCCGGACAGCGCUGCAGAGGACAGGCGGGUGUGUGUACCGGCGAAUGGAAGGGCUGCAAGUGUGGAACGUCCUCCGUUAUGGUAGGGGAUGUUUUCUUGUACGACAAUGACUGGGCUGUCGUUCAGCAGAUUAUCAAGGACUUCGAUAUCGACAGUGAUCCCAGCGAUACCAAGGACAUCCCGGACCCCACAUGCAGCUCCACCAGCGGUGAUGAGAACAACCUCGCCAAUAUGGAAACUGACUUUUGGAAAGAGCUGCUGGAUAAGGUGUGCGAUGACAAUUCGAAACUGUCCAGUUCUUUCGACAAGACAAUGAAAGCAUCUGACUUGGGUCUCGACUCAUAUGAGAACUGGACAUUCGACUUUAGCCUACAGACCAGUGGAGAUGAGGAAUGUACUGGCUACAGUUGCGCUGAUGUGUUUGGAAAAUUCUCGCAGUGCUCUUAUGACUCUCACACCAAGUAUAAGACGGGUGAGCUGAACCUCGACUGUGGCACUGUUAAAUAUGCUAUGAACGAACCCGAUGAAGAAGCCCCAGAAGAGAAACCAAAGACGGCUCUGAAGAUGCAGAACGAUAAAUGCUACGGACGAGACGAAUUUGGUGAUCAUGGCGACAUUGACGAAUACUGGGUGCGCUGGUAUUCCGGUUGGGCUUGCGGUGGUACGGCACUCAACACAAUCAAGGCUGGGCAACCCGACACUUUCAUCAACACCUAUACGACCAACAAUGACGUACCCUAUCAGUACAAUGUAUACUGGAAGGACGGGUGCGAACUUGAGACAGGCGAGACUGAGAUGUAUGCCUCGAAUCCCCUCAACGAGAAAAAUCCGGGACACACCAAGUGCCAGGAGAUUCUUAUUGAUGACUAUAAGAGGUGCAACAAUGGAGGAGUGGGUGGUAGUAUUGAGGCUGGUUGCUUGGUAUAUGAGUUUAAGGCUGAGAAACAGUAA
This is a messenger RNA of Ilyonectria robusta, 1842 nucleotides long. RefSeq lists its product as uncharacterized. The record is from RefSeq and is a predicted model, not a curated record. The transcript is spliced from 5 exons. Lineage: Eukaryota; Fungi; Ascomycota; Sordariomycetes; Hypocreales; Nectriaceae. Bases 1 to 1842 code for a protein of 613 amino acids.